Messenger RNA from Malaya genurostris, 1716 nucleotides. RefSeq lists its product as uncharacterized. The record is from RefSeq and is a predicted model, not a curated record. Lineage: Eukaryota; Metazoa; Arthropoda; Insecta; Diptera; Culicidae. Bases 1 to 1326 code for a protein of 441 amino acids. The transcript has 5 exons.
AUGCACAUCUCUAAAUGUUUUUUUCCAGUGCAGUGCUGUGAGUUUCUGUUUGUGCGCCAUUAUUUGUGUAGGUGGAAAACAAUCUGCAAUCUGGCGUUCUUUCCUGCAAGACCUGUAUCGGAAAAAGCUCGAGAAGACGUUACAGCCAAAAGAAAAAAAGUAAUUCUCCGGGAAAUACGAUAUAACCUGCAAAACGACAUCGAGUCAAAUGCUCCAACAUCAGAUGGGACGAAUCCAUCCACUUCUAAUGUUCCGGUUGAACCUUUCGAAAGUGCACCAAAAUUUAUAUCAAGUAACUGUUUGGAAACAAUAGAUAAAGCACCGCCAUCGAGCACGACGCAGUAUUUCUUGUCAUCGGAUAACCAUUCAAUUUUGGACCACCAGUGUGAUGUUUUCCCACCUUCACGUGCCUUAAAACGAUCAUUCGAUGUAAUAGAAAACGAACCGAACGAGUCUACAGAAAUACAAACCAAUCCUGUCUUAUUAGUUGCUAAAAAUCGGAAAACAAGCCGAAUUGAUGCGUCUACAACACUACUGCUUUCCCAGUUUGAAAUCGACUGGUCAAUCAUCCCAUUCGACAUCAUAAGUCAAUUAGAAAACACGACGGAAACUGUUUUGAAUGAAACGGAUUAUAACAGAUUCGUUGAUCACAUUGUUGGACAAACACGUAAUAUAACGACAUCAACUCCUCUUUCUGUAUACAGACAAAUAGCUCAAGUUAUUGUGAAUAAGUAUAAUUUUUUCAUUGAUGUCGAUGACGAUGGAAUAAUAAUUGGGAAUGGUUGUAGCAGUUUAAUAGAAAAAUUGAAGAACAGGAAUUCAUAUUUGAACCGUGCUCAUAAAAGUGGCCAUCACAACAAGAAUCUGAAAUUAGGAGACGAUCCUAUGAGACAAUGCCGAAUCGGCAUUAGAGAUAAUUACUAUUUUACCGGAGAACCGCAUGUACCAAAAAGUUGCUUGCAAAACCUUUUAAAAAAUAUAGGCUGGGAUAUGGAUCUACUAACAUCAUCGAAAUCGUAUAUCCGCUUCAAGAUGGAUUCUAGUUCAAUUAAUGAUUUGAUGGACAACUUUCCGAUUUUGAGAAGAAAAGCAUUUCUUGAAUAUCAUUUUUUCGAGGCCACUGGAGUUGAAGCUGAAAAUUUCAAAAACAAUUUCCUAGAAAAACGAGACAGAAUUAUUAGUUUGUCACAAACGUACCGAAACAAAUCCCUACACAUCCAGAAUUCCGCUGACGAUAAAUGUGUGUUUUCGGGAAUCGCAAGACUUCUUAAAGAAGAGUUGACAGAAAUCAUUCACCUGACCUUUAAACAGAUUAUGUUUACGUAAAAAGAUUACUAGAAAUUUUUCUAUCUUUCAGGCAGAUGAUACUGAAGAGACGAUAGUCAAACAAUACCCAAUAAUUGUUGCAAUAGGUUCAACUCAGCAAUUUUUCAUACAUGCACAGGGUCACAGAAUUAGCGAAAAUUUUUGCAGCUUUGCUUCAGCCGUUCAAUUUUUAAUUAUAACAUACUUUAUUUACUAUUAUUUCUAUCCAACAAAUUUUUCCAAAACUUUGGAAUUCCUGCAGAUUUACUUUUUUAAAUUAGUACCAAAUAAAGGGACUCGAUCAAGAGCCACCAUUGUAGGGCAGCAGCAGCGCAUGGUCCGCACAUUAUUGGUGAAGCUUGCCAAACUUAAAAACUAGAUACCUUGUAUUUGCAAUUAAAAAAUCUAUUA